UCCACUUCCGCAUUCUACGACUACAACGCAAUCCACAUGGAAUUGCGUUGUUGUUGACAGAGAUAGUCUAGUUUUUUUAUUUCAGAGAUUUGUGGUAACUUCAAAGGUUGAUAUGGGAAAAAAGAAAGCAGCAGGAGGAGGAGGAGGAUUGGGCAGAGCUCUAAUACGGGAGAAACUUCACGGAAGCCGAGGAAACAAGAGGGGCGACUCAUGGCUUCACACCAGUGAACUGAACGAUGGCUACGACUGGGGUCGGCUGAACCUGCAGUCAGUGACAGAACAAAAUUCUAUGGAUGACUUUUUAGCCACUGCUGAACUGGCAGGGACAGAGUUUGUUGCAGAGAAACUCAACAUAAAGUUUGUGCCAGCUGAAGCCAGAGCAGGCUUAUUAACAGCUGAGGAGAAAACCAGGUUGAAGAAACUGCAUGAAGACAACAAGCAUUUCCUCAGAAUACCCCGACGCCCCCACUGGGAUGAAAGCACCAGUCCAGAUGCACUUCAGCUGGCUGAAAAAGACAGCUUCCUGCUGUGGAGACGAGAGCUUGCACAACUGGAGGAGGAACAGAAGUUAAUUCUUACUCCAUUUGAGAGGAACCUUGAAUUCUGGAGACAGCUUUGGAGAGUGAUCGAGAGGAGUGACGUCAUCGUACAGAUUGUUGAUGCCAGAAAUCCUUUGCUGUUCAGAUGUGUUGACCUGGAGUCUUAUGUGAAAGAGGUGUCACCGGAUAAGGUCAACAUCCUUCUGGUGAACAAGGCAGACCUGCUGACCAGAGAGCAGAGGCGAGUCUGGGCCAGAUAUUUUGAGAAAGAGGGACUAAGGGCAGUUUUCUGGUCUGCCCUGGCUGAGAGCAACAGGCUGGAUGCAGAGGAAAAGGGCAUGGAAGUGGACGAUCCAGAAUGUGUAGAGAGUGAUCCAGAGGAAGACAGAUCACCAUGUAAUGAAGCCAUGAGCCAUAAAGGGGUGGGUGGAGAGAAAACAGAGGAGAAAGAAGAAGGAGAACAGAGUGACGUAGAGGAAGAGCAGCUCGAUCAUGUAAGCGUUGAUGAGGAAGACUGGCAGACCUGCUCCGAGGGCGAGGAGGAAGCGGAAGGAGGGAGUGCAGGCUCAUCCAGUGAAGGCUUCCAUAACUCCAGCCGACUGCUGCACAAGGAGGAGUUGCUGAACAUGUUUAAAGCUUCACAUAAAGGGUCCAGAUGUAAAGAUGGACAACUUACAGUGGGACUGGUUGGGUAUCCCAAUGUAGGAAAGAGCUCCUCAAUUAACACUAUUUUAAGGAACAAGAAGGUGUCUGUUUCAGCCACUCCUGGACACACUAAGCACUUCCAGACACUCUACGUGGAGCCAGGCCUGUGUCUCUGUGACUGCCCAGGUCUAGUCAUGCCCUCCUUUGUUUCUACCAAAGCUGAGAUGAUAUGCUGUGGUAUUCUCCCUAUUGAUCAGAUGAGAGAUCAUGUACCUGCAGUGUCCUUUGUAUGCCAAACAAUCCCUCGGCAUGUAUUAGAAGGAACAUAUGGCAUCAACAUCAUCAGACCACGUGAAGAUGAAGACCCUAACAGGACCCCCACCUCUGAGGAGCUGCUGAUGGCAUAUGGAUACAUGAGGGGUUUUAUGACAUCACACGGCCAGCCUGAUCAGCCAAGAUCAGCCCGGUACAUCCUAAAGGAUUAUGUCAGUGGCAAGCUUCUGUACUGCCAUCCUCCCCCACACAUUAAUGCUGAAGACUUCCAGCCAAAGCACAGCAAGUUUGAGAAUAAAGACUCAGACAUCUGGGACCUCUCCACAGUAACCAACAAAAAGAAAAUCAAGAGAAUUGAAAAUGUUGUUGACAAGAACUUUUUCCAUCAGGAGAACGUGCGAGCACUAACCAAAGGAGUUCAGUCUGUUAUGGGCUACAAACCGGGCAGCGGACCUGUCGGCCCAGGCAACUCUCAGUCGGAGAUGGUUGCUGGCAAACCCUGGAAAAAACAUAGCAACAGGAACAAGAAGGAAAAACUACGCAGAAUCACCAAGCAUCUGGAUGCUUGAUGACGAUGUGAAAAUCUAUGCUUUUUAAGUCAGAUUAUUUCAGAUGGAAUAAAAAAAACUAAAGUGCAGUUCAAAUGUGAUUCCAAGGGAAUUGAUGCUGAAUUGUUUUGGGGGUGAAUAUGGAGAGGUUUUGAUCCAAACCUAUGAGUUGUGUAAUCUAUCAUAUACUGCACUGGUUUGGAGAUUGUUGAUGCAAAGCAUUCUAUCAACUGGCUCAUCAGUUACAGGAGCUGAUAGGCUUGAUAUGCAUAAUGAAAUUUACAGUUAAUAGAAAUUAAGUCACAAGACACCCUCUUCAUUUUACAUUGAAAUUAAUGUUUGGUAGGCUGUCUUUAUCCACAUUUAGUAAUGAUUUAUUCCACCAAACAAAAUUAAACAAAUGUUUUUAAGUAA
This is a messenger RNA of Melanotaenia boesemani (Boeseman's rainbowfish), 2419 nucleotides long. RefSeq names its product large 60S subunit nuclear export GTPase 1 (gene lsg1). The transcript is spliced from 14 exons. NCBI's taxonomy places the organism in Eukaryota, Metazoa, Chordata, Actinopteri, Atheriniformes, Melanotaeniidae. The record is from RefSeq and is a predicted model, not a curated record. The coding region runs from base 113 to 2026 and encodes 637 amino acids. Gene Ontology annotation, cellular component: cytosol. Gene Ontology annotation, biological process: ribosomal subunit export from nucleus. Gene Ontology annotation, molecular function: GTPase activity; GTP binding.